Messenger RNA from Adelges cooleyi (spruce gall adelgid), 2095 nucleotides. Its product is annotated as folate transporter 1-like. Lineage: Eukaryota; Metazoa; Arthropoda; Insecta; Hemiptera; Adelgidae. The transcript is spliced from 10 exons. Gene Ontology annotation, cellular component: plasma membrane. The coding region runs from base 211 to 1578 and encodes 455 amino acids. Gene Ontology annotation, molecular function: vitamin transmembrane transporter activity. Gene Ontology annotation, biological process: transmembrane transport; vitamin transport. The record is from RefSeq and is a predicted model, not a curated record.
ACGUUUGUGUUUUAAAAAUGUUAAAGUAGUAUUGUGUUUUAACUAUAAUGAAAUUCAAAACUUAAUUUUUUUUAAAUAAAAUAAAAAUUUUUUAUACGAUAAUAAUAUUGUGUGUUAUGUAUUUUUAAUGUUUUACUGAAACUUCGUGCUGAUUGAGUCUUACGAAUUAUUCAUAAGGUAUAUAAUAUAGACAAUUACAAGCAAUUUAAAAUGGAACAAUGGAAAAAAGUGUGCUACUAUGUAAGUGUAUUUGUGGUACUUCGGGAAAUGCGCCCUCUGGAAACAUUUAUUAUCACAUAUAUCAUGUCUUUAUCGGAUGAAUACUCCAUCGCUACGAUCAAAUCAGAAAUGUUCCCUCUGAGUAUCUACAUCAGCGUGCUCCUCAUAAUUAUAUGUUUUCUAAUUACCGAUUAUCUACGAUACAAACCGAUCAUUAUAAUGAAUGGAUUAUGUGGUAUUACAUACUUUUCCUUACUACUGGGAUCGCCAAAUAUUAUUGUUCUCAACAUAAGUCAAAUAUUUCACUCGAUAUUUAGAGCUUCCGAAAUUGCACAUUUUUCGUACAUGUUUGCCAAAAUCAACGACAAAAAUCAAUAUCAAAUCGCAAACAGUAGAGUGAGAACUGCAUUGAUGAUCGGCAAGUUCAGCUUCAGCUUACUAGCUCAAGUUCUUUUAUCCACCGAAUUAGCUACGUACACGGAUUUGCUCUAUUUAAGUAUUUUCGGUAUGAGUCUUUGUACGCUUUGGGCGUGUAUCAUGCCUUCGGUAAAUAUUAGCAUGUAUUUUUACAAAGAAACUGUUUCUGACAAUAUGACCGUGGGAAAAAAUCAAGAAACCAUCCAAAUGAAAAACUUUGAUACCAAUGAUUUAUUUGAUGGCUUAAAACCAGUUAACAAUAAAAUGAAGUGGUCCGAAGUUUUGUGGAAACUAAGCGAAGAUUUCAAAAUGGCAUAUACCGACUUGAACGUUGUGAAAUGGUCAAUUUGGUGGGCAAUGACUCUAACCGGCUACAUACUGGUGAUGCAAUACAUGCAACUAAUAUGGCAGGAAAUUUAUUCAAUUGAUAAUCACACGCCGUUAAUGAACGGAGCAGUUGAAUCAGCGGCGACACUCUUAAGUGCUGCUGCGACGUACACUUUAGGUAGAAUGCGUGCCGACUGGGACAAAUACGGAGAGCUGUGCAUGUCUAUUGUAGCUUUUGGUCAGGCUGUAUUGUUGUAUUUGUUGGCUUUCACGAAUUCUCUGAAACAUUCGUAUAUUUAUUAUAUAAUGUUUUGCUGUUCAUAUCAGACGAUGUUAACAAUAUCAAGCGCAGAAGUAGCCAAGUUUCUCAAGAGAGAUUGCUUCGCUUUAAUAUUUGGUUUCAAUAAGUUCAUCGCCUACAUUUUAAUCACCGUGUUCACAGCAAUCGUUGUGGAAGACACGUUUUUCAAUUUGCACAUUCGACAACAGUUCUUCAUCUACAGCGUUUAUUACGGUGUACUGGGCUGCUUGUUUAUAUCGUUGGCGAUUAUCACACUGACAAUGAGACUAACGCGGAAAACUCAUGCAGAACCGAGACAAUCCAGUGUGCAUUGACAUAAUUUGUCUAUAACUAAUAAACUGGUAUUUUGUAACUAAUUUUGUAUACAUUGAGUGAGUAUAGAAAAAAAAUGUUAUAACAUUUAGGUCUUAUACAUUUUUUGGUACUGAAUAUAAAAUUUUGUUUUAAAAAAAAAAAUACUAUUUGAAACAUUAUAAUAUGCGACGUGGUCUAUGUAAAAAUAUCAACAAUAUUAUAAUAUAAUAUAAUAUUCUCAAAUAUUAUAUAUUAGUAUAAUAUAAUAGUUCAAUGUCAAAACUCGAUUUACCGACCGUACCGAAUGAUAUAAUAGCAUUGCACAACAUAAUUUUUUAGAACAUUAUAAUAAUAAUUGUUAUAAAUUAUAGUGUACUGAUUUUAUAAAACAUUUAUGUUGUAAUAAUAUUGUAAUGUAAAACAUAAUAAGUACAGCUGCAUUGUGCUCUGUGCGCAGUUGUUUAGUGUACAUUAAAAAUUAAUUUAUCGACCCGAGUGGUUUUUAAUUGAAAGUACAUAUUGUUGAGGUCAUAAUAA